ACACGCGUAUAUACACGCGCGCACACACACGCACACGAGAAACUUGCGGCUGGACGGCCGUCUGCGCACAGAAGAUGGUGGCGUCCGUUGUCUGUGCCAUUGCCCACGACGCCUGCAUAGCGCGCGCCACGGACCUCGCGCGCAGGUGUCGACGUUGAACUUAAGCGCGCUCGUAACGGUCAAGCAACGAAUGUGAGACAAUCUCGUUUCACCGUGGACGAUGCGGGGAAAGCCUGGAGAGUGGACCCUGCGGCAUCUGUCUGCGCUCUAAGUGGAAUUCUUUGGAGGUAUGAACGCAUUCUCACGUGUACACCGGGGCAAUUAAAUUCGAGGGGUUGGAUCACGGCAGCACUCCUUGACCUGUGGGACUGUCGGCGUUGGGUGCGUGGGGAGGAGGAGGAGGAGGAGGUGGGGACCUUUUAAUGAGCCCGACUCUCUUUCGUCGCCUGCAAUAGGGGAGGGGGUGCAGGGGUGUCUUAGCUGCCGUGGCCAAAGUUCACUUCGGAUAAAAGGAGAAACCAUACUUUAUGUAGUCGGAUCAAGGCGUCAUUCUCUUAUGCUCAACCGUCUGUGGGGACCGGAGAUAACAGCCAGGAACCGGCAUAAUCCGAAUAUGAGGACCAUUUUCUCGGGGUGCACUGUGAAGAUGAUUUGGUGACAUUUGGAUCAACCCCGAUCCGUCUUUGGGUGGUGCGCAGCCCUGGAGCACAGGAAUCACCGACAGCAAAAAAACAAUUAAAAAAAAGGCAUUUGUCUCCUGCGGAGCCCAGUGCACGCGAUACCUCGUGGGCUUUGGAGACGCAGCGGUGGCGGACACUUCCAACAUGAAAGUCAGGAAAGGACGGGGCUCCGUCCACGGUAGCGGUUGCAACUAGGGCCCCGCAGCACGAGCAUGUGCGUUUAGAUACAAUCACCGAGGCUCCUAUUAUCCCGAGUGGAUGUGCGUCCUAAAAGCCAAAGCUGGCUUUUCUAUAUCAAGACGGGAAACGGCUUGUUGGGUCAAAGCAAACACUGUGAGGGAUGCGUUUCGGAUGAAGGAAGGUGGAGUUGUAAACAAAACAUUGUGAAAUCAGGAAGUAAACGGUAGAUCGCUUGUUAAAGAGGAAAAAACGGAGUGAAAAAAACCGUGAACUGACAUGCACCAGAAGAGUGAGCUCUUCAAGACACAAUCGACCUCAUUUGAUUUCCCCACAAUCCGUAACGACAUCUCAAGAGCACUUAAACAUUUAUUCACGUCUUUAGUCAUUCUUGAAAGAAAAGAAAAAUCCCCUUUACGCAUUUUUUUUUAAAUUCUCAGAGUGACCUAUAUAUUUGUCCAAUGAGUGUGGUCAGCUGAGUGGCUUUGGAAAGGGACAAAGAAAGCAGCGAGUGAACCUUGCAGUCUCAAGUGCGUCAAAAUAGACCGGAGUGUAGAGGAAUCCAUGGUUUGACGUCGAGAGGGGAAAUAAUUAACUAUUCAGAAUCUUGAAAAGGUCUGCCAGCACACCGCCAACGGAGAGGAAUUUCUUAAAAGGUUUUUCUUUGUGCUCUCCUUCUUACUUUUAAGAAAAAAUUCAACCCUUGCCCUAGCCUCUCCAGACUUUGCCUUGCUGCUUUAUUGCAAUAACGGUCCUUUCUGCAUCACCUUACAUUUUUGCUUGAUAAAUUAAAAGGCAACAUGGCUUCCCCCCAACACCAACAACUGCUGCCUCGCAACACAGAAGUGAGCUGUGACUCGAGUGGAGAUGGAGGCGUCUCCGUGAGGAUUGGCAGUAGUGCCAAACACAAGCAUGGAGGCGGGCCGCUGGGUUCAAUUGGGGGAGGCUUCAUUGGGGGAUCCAAGCACUGCAAGUACAGCAUUUCCUCCAGCUGUAGCUCCGGAGAGUCCGGAGCCAGGAGGCCCGGGGCCAAGGGCAAUCGCACCCAGAAGAAGAUGCCUCAGCUUUUUGAGAGAUCUGCCGGUCAUUUCUGGGACCCGAAGUUUGACUCUUCGAUCCUGGAGGAGGCCUGUAGGGAACGGUGUUUCCCUCAGACCCAGCGGCGCUUCCGCUAUGUGCUCUUUUACCUGGUUACCGCUGCCCUCCUCUGGGGAUUGUACUUUGCUGCCAAUCCUUCCCGCUGUGACGGGCCUGCCUUUCUCCUUCCCACCGCGUCUUUCCUCCUCUUCUGCCUCCUCCUCUUUCUCUUUACUUUUACAAAGUUCUACUCUCGCUGCUAUAACCAAGCGUCUCUGCUUCUCAUCGUUGUAACCUUCACCCUAACGCUGGCCCCUCAGAUUCAGACAUCAAGCAUCAGGGAUCCGGAGACUCCCAAACCUUCACUCGAUGUGGAGGAGUUCAGUGGUAUGGGACCAACAAACAACCGGUCCUUCGACAAGCUCCUUGGAGAUAACACCUGGUCCCCUUGUCUCUCUCCUGUUGGCACCUUCUCCCUCUGUAUCGAGGUUCUUCUGUUGCUAUACAGCGUUCUCCAUGUUCGCCUCUAUGCAUCUGUUUUCCUUGGGUUUCUCUACUCUUUAUCUUUCGAGAUUAUGGGUUGGCUGCAUCUCGCCCAGGAAGACCAACGCCGGAACUUGGCCUCUCAAUCAGACUGGGACACGUUAUGUUGGCUCGGCCCAGCCAAAGCUCUGCUUCAUCUCUGUGCCCACGCCAUCGGCAUCCACCUCUUCAUCAUGUCUGAAGUGCGGUCACGCAGCACCUUCCUUAAGGUGGGACAAGCAAUCAUGCAUGGCAAAGAUCUGGAGGUGGAGAAAGCGCUAAAGGAGCGAAUGAUUCACUCUGUCAUGCCCCGACUAGUGGCCGAUGAACUGAUGAAGCAGGGUGACGAGGAGAUAGGCGAUAACUCUGUUAAACGAUACUCCACCAGCGGUGCAGCAGCUGUAAUCUCCAGCCCUAAAAACAAUAAGCGCAAAAAAACCUCCAUCCCUCGUGGCCAGAUCAUCUUCAGACCCUUUAACAUGAAACGGAUGGAGCCCGUCAGCAUCCUCUUUGCAGACAUUGUGGGUUUCACAAAAAUGUCCGCCAAUAAAUCCGCUCACGCCCUCGUCGGGCUUCUAAAUGACUUAUUUGGACGUUUUGAUCAACUUUGUGAGCUCACUGGCUGUGAAAAGAUUAGCACUCUAGGGGACUGUUACUACUGUGUGGCUGGUUGUCCUGAACCAAGACCUGACCACGCGUAUUGCUGCGUGGAGAUGGGCCUCGGCAUGAUCCAGGCUAUUGAACAGUUCUGCCAGGAGAAGAGGGAGAUGGUCAACAUGCGGGUGGGUGUUCACACUGGCACUGUCCUGUGUGGUAUCCUUGGCAUGAAGCGCUUCAAGUUUGACGUUUGGUCCAACGACGUCAACCUGGCCAAUCUAAUGGAGCAGCUGGGAGUGGCUGGGAAGGUCCACCUAUCACAAGCCACUGCCAACUUCCUGGACGAUCGCUAUCAGCAUGAAGAUGGACAAGUCAUUGAGAGAAUCGGACAUAGUGUGGUGGCUGACCAGCUCAAAGGCAUGAAGACCUACCUGAUCUCCGGCAGGAAGGUGGAGCCUCACUCUCUCUGCAGCUGCUCUCAGCUGGCUUCGGAAGGAGCGGAGCAUGCAGAUCGUCCGAGCCCCACUUCCAUGGUGCACACACCUGAUGGAGACCCUUCAGCCUGCACCCUGAUUCCUGAAAGUGCUAAGCCCCAUAUGCUGCACACCCCAACCACUACCGCCCCCCAGUCUCCGUGUCUCUCCUGCAGUGUGGUCCUGAUACAAGGGGAGGAUCAGGUUGUGGAGGAAGCAGCUGGGCAAAAUGGCUUCCUUGACGACCAGAAAACCAGCAGCAACAAGGACACUUUAAAUCUGAAGUGUUCCCCAGCGGUUUCCGCAGGGCGCAGUCCCAAGGUCCUAAACGGCCUGCUCAGUCCUCAACUGGAAGCCUUGAACAACAGCCAGACCUCCCUGUGCGAGAUGCUGCAGGAGAAGGAGAAGAAGACUUGGAGUGGAGGAGCCGUGGGCAUGGAUCAUUCAGCGCUCAUUCCUCUACGCUCAAAGAACUUCAGGGAGAGGAGCGAUGCUCACUUUGUGGACGUUAUCAAAGAGGACAGCCUCAUGAAGGACUAUUUCUACAGACCUCCCAUAAACAAACUGAGCCUCACCUUCCUGGAGAGGAGCCUGGAGUCUGCUUACCGGAUCAGCUACCAGGAGGAGGUGGAAAUCCAGGCAGCGGUGGAGACUUUCGCCAGUCCAACAUUCAGUUCUUUCCUCGACAUGCUGCUGUGCUGUUCAGUGUUCCUGGCGCUCUCGCUGGCCUCGUUCCUUCGACCGCUGGUUUCCCAGCAGAGUCUGUCCACACCAGCUCUCAUCCUGACCGCGGCAGCCGGCCUGUUGGAGGCCCUGGCUUUGCUGUUCGCUAUACGUAUGGCUUUCUACCUGGACAGUGUGCUCAACUGCACCCGGGUGCUGAUGAGAGCCGUUUCAGGCUGGAUAGCGCGUCACUUCAUAGGAGCCGUCCUGGUGUCCCUGCCCACGCUGUCUGUCUUCGCUCAUGUGGCCUGUGACAUGCAUCGCUCCCUCCAGUUCACCAUGUUCAUCUGCUGUGCUGUCAUCGUAGCUAUCAUUCAGUACUGUAACUUCUGCCAACUCAGCUACUGGAUGCGCUCAGUUUUAGCGACUAUGGUGGGACUAGCGCUGCUUGUCCUACUCUUCAACUCCCCCUGCAGUGGAGCUAAAAGUCUGUUCUUCUGGUCAGAUGCCCAGAGCGCUUACAGCAACAGCAGCAGCAGCAACAGCUCCAUCGGCAUGUCUGACCACCCAUCAGACCCAGCACCACGGGACCUGCUGGGCCCCGAGGCCUGCGUUGCCUUUUUCCUGGUCCUCCUCCUCAUCUGGUUCCUUAACCGUGAAUUCGAGGUCAGUCACCGCCUGCAUUACCAUGGCAACGUAGAAGCUGAUCAGCAUCGCAUCAAGAUCCAGAACAUGAGGGACCAGGCCGACUGGCUGCUCCGCAACAUCAUCCCAAUCCACGUGGCCGAGCAGCUGAAGGUCACCCAGAGCUACUCAAAGAACCACGACAAUGUGGGCGUGAUAUUUGCCAGCAUUGUCAACUUCAGUGAGUUUUAUGAGGAAAGUUACGAGGGAGGCAAGGAGUGUUACCGUGUCCUCAACGAGCUCAUCGGAGACUUUGAUGAGCUGUUACGGAAGCCCGCCUUCUCAAAUAUGGAAAAGAUCAAGACCAUCGGCGCCACGUACAUGGCGGCAGCGGGACUCAACGCGCAGCAGUGUGCUGACGCGGCGCAUCCUCACGCCCACCUGCGCGCCCUCUUCGAGUUCACCCUCGAGAUGAUGCGCGUGGUGGACGACUUCAACAAGAACAUGCUGGGCUUUGGCUUCAAGCUUCGCAUCGGAUUCAAUCACGGGCCUCUCACAGCUGGGGUGAUCGGCACCACCAAGCUUCUCUACGACAUCUGGGGCGACACGGUCAACAUCGCAAGCCGCAUGGACACCACCGGCGUGGAGUGUCGCGUCCAGGUCAGCGAGGAGAGCUACUGCGUGCUCAGCGCCAUGGAUUACGAGUUUGAUUACCGCGGCACGGUCAACGUCAAAGGCAAGGGUCAGAUGAAGACCUUCCUCUACCCGAAGAGCAGCGACAGUGGCCCCGUGCCUCAGUACCAGCUCUCCGUCUCACCGGAGAUCCGCGCCCAGGUGGACGGUAGCAUCGGGCGCUCGCCCACCGACGAAAUCGCCAGCAUGGUGCCGACGACCGGGAUAACCGCGAGCAGUGGCCCUGUGAUCUUGCCCGGUCCUGACCACGAGAAGCUGGUGGACAGCCGUGAAAGGCGUCCCUCUACGGACAGCUCUCGCGCCAGGCGUUCCACGUCUCACCCAGAAGGACCUCCCCCGUCUGCCGAUGACAAAGACGCCGUCUCGCCCUCGGCGCAGCGCAACGCAGCCCAAGAUCCCACAACAAUGUCGCCGAAAGACAUCCAGAGGAGCAAAUGCGACGGUGAUUGCGACAGCAAUAUUGGAGAGCUGACCAGACUUUAGGAAUUUGCUACAAUGGAGCUUUUAUCACACACCCUCUACCCUUUAAGCUUUCGUUCCUUCCGGUGGGCAUGUGCAGAAAGGCCCCUUCUCUGCAUCCGCCGGGCGGCAGCUUCUUUUUACUGUGUCAUCAGGGGAAAGAGCUGGAACACUGAGGGAUGGUCAGGUGGGAACAGUCGGAGGAAAUGGGAAGAAGCGAUGGGUCAUUCUGAACCUUCUCUUUCCUGCUUAAGAUCACAAUGUGUCCCGAUAACUUACUUGAUUAUCAGUAUACCUUUAAUUCUUGCAUAUGUCGUUUAAGUGCCUUUAGAGUAGAAUAACGUUAUAGACUGCACCUUUUACAGUAAGGGAAGCACAACAACAAAAAAAAUCACACGUCAAACGCUAUGCUUCUUUGAGUUUAUUUAGUAAACUAUACUCAUGCUAUGAUGGUUUGCCUUUCAUCAAAGAGGAGCUCACCUUGAACAUGAAAAGUGCUACAGCGUGAUGAGAAUCACCAUAUGUGUUAAGUGAAGGGAGAUAUGAUGUCACUCCAAGAUACGUAUCGGGCAAAUCUGCAGUGGUGCCUGUUUCCAUAUUCUUCAUGAGUACCAGAAGAACCUUCAUCAAAUGCACAGCAAAGACCAAUCGGCAACCAAAGGGCAGAUGGGGCCCGAGCUGCGAGUUGUAUGAGUUUAUUUGCAUGCAAACCGUGUGUGUGUGUGUGGGUGUGUGUGUGUGUGUGUGCUUUUUAUGCGUCUUGUUUGGUAAGAAAAUCACACCGUGUUUAAUGAAGAGAGGCCCCUGUGAGUCACUUGACUUAUUUGGUGAAACAUGAUGACAAACAGUUUAGGAACGCAGUCCCCAAAAUAAAUAUUGUGGCAAUUUCUUUUUCUCUGGCCUCGGAUAAGAUCUCUGUAGGGCCUCGGUGGCGAGGCAUGACGGUCUCAGCUCCAUUUAAUCAGCAUGCUUGCAAAAACAGCAUCGUAGACGAGGUUAACUGUGACUGGUGUUCGUGCCCACGUGAUUCUGGUUCUUAUGUGAACCCGGGCUUUGGGUUGGUGUUGGUGAGUAUUUCCGUGGACGCUGCAAGACAGUGCUGCACCUGUGGAGUGUUAGAGAAACAAAAGCUGUGGAUUACACUGUGUUUUAGUUGAUAGGGCUUUUUAGGAAAUGGAUAACCUAAGUGGAAUGUCACAAAUCCAAACUAAUUGUGUUUUAUUGUAUUUAUUGUUUAUGUGAACCUUCCCCCUCUAAUGUCGAGGAUUUUAAAUACAUUACUAGAUGGAAACAGCUGGAUGCAUUCGCUGCUUUGCUAUUUUAAUUGCAUGAAACUUAAAGUAUUAGCACUGCAAAUACAAAAGUGUGCAAUUUUAUAAUAGAGGUGCGUCUUUCUUUGAGACUUAAUUGAUUUCAUGCUCUUAUGUCAUAGUAUUAAGGAAAUCAAAUGUAUUAAACUGUACAUCCCUCUCUCACUGUCUCUUAGCUUAAAGAAUUGUGUGCUCGGGGGUAAAAAAGUUUUAAAAUGAAAUCCAGCCAGUGUCCUAUUUUUGAUGUUUCAGUACCCGCAACUACUCUUUAACCUCCUGCUGUUAAAUUAACUUUUAUUAAUUCACACUUUUAAUUAUGAAUCGUACAAAACAAUCAAAUAAUGUAUUCCAACUACAACAUUUGAGGUUACCUUAAUGGUUCAAUAUUUUUCUAUGUUGGAAGAUGAGGAUGCCUGUGCCUUUUUAAUUUCGCAAACUCAUCUUUUUUUUUUCUCUGUUCGCUAUGAGUUGCUUACAUUUUUUAAAACAAUGAAAAUUUCCAAAGGCUUACUAUAAGCAGAGAAUUUUUUACUGACGCUUUAUUUGAAUGGUUUAGAUUUUCUAAGGCCAUGACAUUUAAGCAGUGCCUUUUCUUUAUACAAACAAUUAAAUAUAAACAUACUAAUCAUAUCCACUAUUAAACUGCCCAUUUUAUGAAUUCCUUGAUGCUUGGCCACCAUUGUGUUCUGUAUCUAUUGCUCGGAUGGCGUUGGGUUGAUUUAGAUGCAAUAGUAAUAAGUUUGCAAUGAAAAAUGACCUUCUCUACGCUAAUGAGCACACAAGCCUUGUACUAGCCCAACAUUUUAUUUGUUAUACAAAAAAAGAGGACGCUUAUGAUGAUAUUGUCAUUAUCCAUGGUCAAGUUGUUGGAGGUUAUGGUACUUGGGUGACAGAUAAAAGUCAUUAGCUAAAUUUACUUAUUUUUCUCCUCUGUCAAUUUUAAAAGGCCUGUUUUUUAUGGACUGCCCAUUUUCUUCUGGAUUCAUUUUAUGUUUUGGACAAACGAUUAGAUGGGUCAACUCAAUGCUUUGAUUGCCUCUUGUUCUUUCCCCAUGUUUUGCUACAAAUGUAAGCUUAAAUGUUGAUUUGAUUUAUUAAGAUGUAAGUGACAUUUUUUCUGAGAAAGAAUGUGGAUAGCAAAGAGUGUUCUUAACAUAUCUUGGAGUUUCUUUGCUUAUUUCAUUUUCUUUUUAACUUGCAUUUUGUGUUGUGAACGUUCAAGAAGGCCAUUUAUAUGUUCAAUGUUAAAAGACAUUUUCACAAGACGCUCACUUUUUUUGUACAGUAUGCUUUUAUAUUGUAUAGCAUCUGCGCAUUUUAUAUUAUUUAUAUAAGCGCAUGUACUAGAGUAUUAACUUGUUUUAAAAAAUGGGUUAUUUGAACAAUGUUGGAAUAAAACUUCUGUGUUCUUUCCUGCACGUGUGUAAAGAAAAAGUGUUUGUAAAACUGUGAUUGUAUGUGUUUUUGAAGGGAUGCUAUAAUAUUACCAUUUAAAAAAGUAAGUCAGUAUUGCUUCAAUCAAUGCAGAUGUUUAUUUUUUCUUCAUUUCAAACUGGCCAAAUAAAAGGGGCGAGAUACUAGUAUUCUGCAGGUAGGCAGUGUUUCAAUAGCCUGCUACAGCUAUGUUUUAAUAAGUUGUUGCAUUCUUUGGCAAUGUUUUUUGUACAUAUUACUCUAGUAGGUGUGUAAACGAAAGUUCAAACCGAAUAAAGUCAGUUUCUGUGAAA
This is a messenger RNA of Pungitius pungitius (ninespine stickleback), 9002 nucleotides long. Its product is annotated as adenylate cyclase type 9-like. The transcript is spliced from 10 exons. The record is from RefSeq and is a predicted model, not a curated record. Gene Ontology annotation, cellular component: plasma membrane. Gene Ontology annotation, molecular function: adenylate cyclase activity. Bases 1658 to 5989 code for a protein of 1443 amino acids. Gene Ontology annotation, biological process: adenylate cyclase-activating G protein-coupled receptor signaling pathway; cyclic nucleotide biosynthetic process; intracellular signal transduction. Lineage: Eukaryota; Metazoa; Chordata; Actinopteri; Perciformes; Gasterosteidae.